This is a messenger RNA of Westerdykella ornata, 1436 nucleotides long. RefSeq lists its product as uncharacterized. NCBI's taxonomy places the organism in Eukaryota, Fungi, Ascomycota, Dothideomycetes, Pleosporales, Sporormiaceae. The record is from RefSeq and is a predicted model, not a curated record. Bases 384 to 1289 code for a protein of 301 amino acids. The transcript has 3 exons.
CCUCCCUCGACCAACACUGAGAUGUUAUAAUAGCAAUGCAGACUCUAUUACGUCCGACUACACAGAAGGCUACUCGUGUCAUCGAACUGUCUGCCAACAUGGACCUCAAGCAUCCAGCACGUUUCCACGCUCUCAUUCCCUAGCCACGAUCUCAUCAUCCUCCCACUGGGGCUGAAUGUCCAUGCUGACAGUCUGACGUUGAGUUCCGCCCUACAAACAUGGGUUAAACCAAAACAGCUAGCAAAGGGGCUGAUUGCGCGCCGGCAGCGGCAGAGGCUUGUUGAUCUCAGAUCUGGAGUUGUUGGACAACCAACUUUAUCUUUUCCCCCUUUCCAGCGCCCACGCUGCAUCCUGUCCUCGAGACGUAUUUUCUACUCUCUGCCAUGCGUCAUACAGUUGUUAUCGUGCUGGCAACAACAGCAGCAUUAGCCAGCGCCCAGGAAUACUCCUACUGGGCGUACCCACCAGAAAACUACACCGAGACAGCACCUCACGGAUAUGACCCGGCUUUCGAAAUUUGCGGAACCACGUGCGAAUCCUGCGAGAAGGAGGCGGAAGAGUGCUUCUCGCUGCAAUAUUCGAACGUUUGCUAUGAGCCGAAGAGGGGGGAACACUGCUGCCGAGAUUUAUAUGGGACUUCCUGCGUAGAAGGAUACUACUGCGCAUACAAUGGCACACAAGCCGGCUACUGCUGCGCCGAUGGAACCUCCCUCGAAGACUGCGGCGCCCUCUUCAACCAAUCCCUAACCUCGACCGAAGUCAACAUUCCCACAACCAUAAUCGUAACCAAACUCAUGACCCCGACCAACACACCCGCCAGCACCGCCUCCUCAACCCGCCUCCACAAACCCACCAUCUCCGCCCGACCCCUCGACCAAAUCACGCAAAAGACCAACGAAACGGGCCUCUCCACCGCAAUGAAAGUCGGCAUCGCCAUCGGCGUCGUCGCCCUCGUAGGCCUCCUCGCGACAGCUAUAACGUUCCUCGUUUUGCGCCGCAAGAGAGGCGAGGCACAGUAUACACCGACUCCGGGCGGGCAUGUACCGCCCGGAGCGCCGUCUUUUGCAGCGCCGCCGUCGGAGUUUGGGAGUCGCGAAUCGGCGUACGAGCCUAUGCGGUCGGCGGACGCAUCGACGACGUCGGAGUACUACAACAAGCGGGCAUCGAGCGCGUCGCUGUAUCGAGAUGCUUCGCCCGCGCCAGAGGAGCGGGGGUUACCGCUGGUGGAGAUGCCGGUGAAUGAGAUGCCCGGGGUGGAUCCGGAUUCUAACCGGAGGCGAAUGGAUUGAAGGAAGGGCGCAGUGCCGGACUUCCAGCAUGACGCAUCAUAGACAUUGAUUCACGCGCUUCGAUGAUAGUUUUGAGAUUUAGCUUGGGGAAGCGGUUACAUAUGCAAGAUAAUGAGUAUAUAUAGGAUAUUUGACCUUCAACAUCUC